CUCAUUCAUUAUUCACAACACAUAUCAAUUCUUCUCUAAUCUAAGCAUGGGAACCCGGGGCCAACCGGGACAUUUAUAUGCAAUGCUUUUUGCUAUAGUUUUCUGCCUUGUAGCCACUAGUGUGGUGGCUGAUUAUAAGCCUUACGAUCAUGCUUCUCCUCCCCCUCCCUACCAUCCUAAACACUACAAACCUUCUCCAUACCAUAAAAGCUCUCCGCCGCCACCAAUGCAUGUGAAACACCCACCGUAUUACUAUAAAUCGCCGCCCCCGCCAAAGUAUGUGAAACAUCCACCAUACUACUACAAAUCACCGCCUCCACCGAAAUAUGUGAAACAUCCGCCAUACUAUUAUAAGUCGCCUCCUCCACCGAAAUAUGUGAAACAUCCGCCAUACUAUUAUAAGUCGCCUCCUCCACCAAAAUACGUAAAACCUCCGGUGUAUAAAUAUAAAUCUCCACCCCCACCAAAACCAUACUACUACAAGUCACCGCCUCCACCUAAAUACGUAAAACCUCCGGUGUAUAAAUAUAAAUCUCCACCCCCACCAAAACCAUACUAUUACAAGUCACCGCCUCCUCCAAAGAAGUCUCCACCUCCACCGUAUUACUACUCAUCGCCGCCUCCUCCAAAGAAGUCUCCACCUCCACCGUAUUACUACUCAUCGCCGCCGCCUCCAAAGAAGUAUCCACCGCCACCGUACUACUACUCAUCGCCGCCUCCUCCAAAGAAAUCUCCACCUCCACCGUACUACUACUCAUCGCCGCCGCCUCCAGAGAAGUCUCCACCUCCACCGUACUACUACUCAUCGCCGCCGCCUCCAAAGAAGUCCCCACCUCCACCGUACUACUACUCAUCGCCGCCGCCUCCAAAGAAGUCCCCACCUCCACCGUACUACUACUCAUCGCCGCCGCCUCCAAAGAAGUCUCCACCUCCACCGUACUACUACUCAUCGCCGCCUCCUCCAAAGAAGUCUCCACCUCCACCGUACUACUACUCAUCGCCGCCUCCUCCAAAGAAGUCUCCACCUCCACCGUACUACUACUCAUCGCCGCCUCCUCCAAAGAAGUCUCCACCUCCACCGUACUACUACUCAUCGCCGCCUCCUCCAAAGAAAUCUCCACCUCCUCCGUACUACUACUCAUCGCCGCCUCCUCCAAAGAAAUCUCCACCUCCUCCGUACUACUACUCAUCGCCGCCUCCUCCAAAGAAAUCUCCACCUCCUCCGUACUACUACUCAUCGCCACCUCCUCCAAUAAAAUCUCCCCCUCCCUCUUACUACUAUAAUUCUCCACCUCCACCAUCACCAUCACCUCCUCCUCCUUAUUAUUAUCAAUCUCCACCACCCCCAACUUACUCUCCUCCUCCUCCACACUACUAAAUACCUCCACCACCUUUAAAUUACUACGAUUAAGUCAAUUGUGGAAUGAAUUUAAGAUGUGAAAAUAAGAACAUUGUGUUCGAGUUGUUAUGUUGGUUUUUUUAUUUAAGUGAUUUCACAUUAUUUUUAUAUGUAAUAAAAAAGUCUUUGUAUGUAAUAAGGAUAUAGACCAAGAUUCAAAGUGAAGUAUUUUCUAUGAACCAA
Molecule: messenger RNA, 1582 nt
Organism: Mercurialis annua (annual mercury)
Lineage: Eukaryota; Viridiplantae; Streptophyta; Magnoliopsida; Malpighiales; Euphorbiaceae
Product: extensin-2-like
Exons: 1
Coding region: 47-1378 (443 amino acids)
Biological process (GO): plant-type cell wall organization
Molecular function (GO): structural constituent of cell wall
Source: RefSeq, a predicted model, not a curated record